Molecule: messenger RNA, 11653 nt
Organism: Bolinopsis microptera
Lineage: Eukaryota; Metazoa; Ctenophora; Tentaculata; Lobata; Bolinopsidae
Product: intermembrane lipid transfer protein VPS13D-like
Exons: 57
Coding region: 149-10597 (3482 amino acids)
Biological process (GO): protein targeting to vacuole; mitochondrion organization; protein retention in Golgi apparatus
Cellular component (GO): extrinsic component of membrane
Source: RefSeq, a predicted model, not a curated record
UCUGCUUUCGUCAGUGCACGUGCUAAGUUACUGGUCCAGUAUGUAGACCUUUACGCUAAAAUGCUCUGCAAACACGAGAUCAAGGACUUAAUCAAGCAAGAUCUGAAACCCCUGGAGGAAGGUCCUGACAUACGAUGAGAUCUACGUCAUGAGGUCCUUGGCUCUGAAUAGAGUCCAGAGAAUGUCACUUCCCAUUUCUCAGAGACAACAACAGAGCAGUGGCUGGACGAGUUGGAUGCCGGGUUGGGGGUGGGGUUACUACUCUCAGACAACUGCCUCAACUUCAGAUGAGAUUGCUGAAGAGGAGGUGGUCGACUACUCGCUCUUCUUUGACAAAGACUCCGUGUUCGGCAAGAUAUCUGCUAAACUACUCCACGGAUCCAUCCAGCUGUUAGAGUUCGAACCCAGUGGAGCUCACCGAGCACUGGUUCAGUUCGCUUUCACUGAUCUGGCUGUGGGAGCGGAGUACAGGAUGAAGACAGAUACUAUCAUACUGUCAGCGUCACUUCAGGAUAUAACGUUAGACAACCAGUGCCAGCACAGUGCACUGUUCCCCCACGUCGUGUCCAGGUCAAAAUUAAGAGAGGAUCCAGGGAAGGAGCAGUCAGCACCAAAGGAGGAGGAGGAGAAGGAGGAGGAGCAGUCAGCAGCGAAGAAGGAGGAGGAGGAGGAGCACCACCUCCCCAACCCCUCACAACAGCCAGUACUGGACGUGUACUACGAACUAAACCCCGCUACUGCUGCUCUGGAUUUGUUGCUGAGAGUAACCACGCAACCCAUUGAUAUCGUGUACAAUGAAGAUAUAAUUGAUAGGGUGACAAACUUCUUUGCUCUGGACCCUACAAUAGACUUUGUGGUGGAGGCAGCUCUUGCUAGGUUAGGAGAGCUGAGGAGCAAAACUAAACACCAGUUAAGGAGCACUAUUGACAAGAUAUUCAGCGGGAAACUCAGAGAUUUCAGGAGAUGGGAUAUCCUGUUGAAGAUACAAGCCCCGCUCCUAAUUCUACCCGAGAGUUUCCACAACAACAACUCAGCUGUUGUGAUUAUGGAUCUCGGACAGGUGGUGAUAGAUAACAUGAGCGGGUUCCGGCCCCACCCCAGACCAGACAUCCUCUCCAGACCAGACAACCACUCCAGAUCUGAUACCCACACCAGGUCUGAUACUAACGGAUCUGACUCUGCGUUCAGUACCCCUCCAUCUACUCCUAAUAACUCUCUACCUGAUAUCCCUGCUUACUUCAACCCUCCUCCUCUCAUUACCCAGCCUCAUUCCAACUACCCUUCCAGUUCUAGAAAUAUUUCACCAGGAAGUGCUAGUACCAACGUGGACACCCUUUACGAGACGUUCUCACUGCAGCUCAGUGACUUGAAGGUACAUGCGGGCAUGUUCGAGGACAUGAUACAAUGUGAUCUUCAGAACAAGGGCAAGAUCAUGGACAGGUUAUCACUGGACAUGAAGCUGGAGAGAAGGCUGGUGUUUUCUCUGGACCCUCUACAUCCUAACAUCCUCAUAUCUGCUAACGUGCCCAAACUUGCCUUCCAACUAGACGUCGACAAUAUGAAGUGUUUGGUACGAGCUCUAAGGAGCGUUAGAUCGGGAGACAAGCCAGAGAGAUUUGCUGGUCACGUGAUACCAGAAGAGGAUGAGGCAGGAGGGGUCCUCACUCCCAUCAUAUCUGCUAGUUUGCAAAGUUCAAUGAAGCCAGAGACUCUGAUGCAGGCACACUUGAUUGAUGUUAAGGUUCACAUUGAGAAGAUUAGUACGACUAUCCAGCAUGGUCAUCAACUCGACCUAGAACUACACAUAGACGAUGUCGAGUUAGCGUACACAAAACAACCCUUCGACUCAGAACUAUCUCUUCUUAUCUCUACUCUGACUAUCUGUGAUAGAACACAGCAGUUCCAGGAUGAGUCAUACAUGAUGGCUACGUCCUUCCCAUUCGCUGACUCGAGGGGGGAACAGCUGCAAUGGUACAGUACAAUGGAUACUGGUUAUCACACCCAACCCGACGCCCUCAUCAUGGUGCAAAUAUCAGAGAUAGGUCCGGACUACCCCGGAUCAGACAAGAAAGCAGGUACUCGUAAUGUGGACGUGCGGCUGAACUACCUCGACCUCCUUCCUCACCACACCACACUUGCUCACUUGCUUGGGUUUUUUAAACGUGUCUCCGUGUCUCGGUCUGGAGAGAUGAGACUAAGUGGGACACAACACGAAGACGGGGAGACCGAGACCAGGGCGUCAGCUGCUGAGGAAUGGCAGUACGAUAUCAAGAUGACGGUAGAACACGUGUCACUAGGACUACUAGACCCCAGAUCCUCCCGGAACAAGAUAGGAACUGCUGCCAUGUUGGGGGUAACCCUGAAUAUCAAGAGAGAGGGAGGUGUCCGGGGCGUGAGGUUCGGGGUGGGGAGGAUCCAGCUCAGGGAAAUGGAGAGUGAGAUGUGUGUCCUCGGACUCGGCCAAAUGGAACAGGACUCGGAUUCUCACCAAGCUCUCUCUAUCACCCUAUCAAAGGACUCGUGUGGUGACGUCACAUCACGUGACAUGACGUCACAGACUCGGCACCCGCAGACCUCAGUGGAUGUGGUGGUGGGCUCGCUUCAGUACUUCCACUCCCCCGCCUUUACUUCAGCUGUAAUCAGCAGUGUGAACAGCUUGUUACUUUUAGUGGAGGAGCAAGUGUCCCAAAUAUCCAGCAAAGCUAGUCAAGCGGCUAACAGAGUCAUGAGCAGUGGGGUACGGGGUUCGGAGCAGGUUCACUUCACUGUUCUUAUAGAGAGCCCUGUAGUUCAGUUACCUCGGGGACAAGGGUCACGUGACAUUCUCGUGGGCCAUCUCGGUAAUGUGACGAUAAAAAACAUGUACUGCGAAGAAGAAGAUAAGGAAAGAGAAGGAGAGAAACAACAACGCUCAACUGUACAUAAGGUGUGUGUGGAUAUAGACACCAUUCACAUCUACUCCGCCAAACUGCCCACCUCGGCUACUGAUUUGAGUAUAGAUGACAAGCCUAUUUUACACGAUACUACUUUUAACGUGUGUAUAGAACAGCGCCAAGUCCUUCACCGCAACCAGUUAUCAGUUGUACAAACAAAUAUCAGCGCUAAGAUACCACAAGGACUCAAAGUUACCCUCUCCAAGCGGCUCUACGAACAGUUACUAGAAACUAUGCGGUAUGCGACCUCCCUGAGAACGCCAAUAAACCGAGUCCGAACUACCUCCGCAGUACCACCUGAUCUAGACAGCAGCUCUCAACCUCAGCUCAUACCUGUAGUUAAAGAGAUAAAGUCCGACUUUGUGCUGCCAGUAGUACUGAUACAACUACAAGGAGACUUGCUGGAUACCUCUACUCCAAACUUAGCCCAGAUAAAGUUCGAGGACUUCACUGUCUCGUGGACCAAGGUAGGAGAAAUUAAAGACCUUUACAUCACCCUACACAAGCUGAACAUUGUGGACAUGUUACAACCACCAGACUCUCCUGCAAAAUACCUCUUUAAAAGUAGACACAGAGCCAGAUUACCUGCCAGUAUCUCUACUACCAGCAACCUGCUGUUUAGUACACCUUCUAAACGAAGACAUAGCGAGAGUCCGCAAAUGUCACCCUACAAAAAAGAGAGCGAUAUGAAAGCUCUUGUCAGUAUACGAAUAGCAGAUAACGUUGCAGAAGAAGAGGGAGGUACGGACGGCAAAUGUGUGGUAGUUGAUCUGAACUGCGUUGACGUUACAGUGAACCUGCAGACUUGGGUCAUGCUGCUAGACUUCAUGACCCUUUCACCUACUGUCAACGAAAAAGUGAUUCGAGGUUCUCAAGCUGUUACCGACUUUCUGAAUGAUAUGAGUGACCCUAACAGAGUCAGCGACCUGGAUGACUCGUCAAUAGAGGAGGAGAAGCAAAGUCAGACGACAGUUUGUGUUACAAUGAAGGAACUGAAUAUUACCCUCAAUAAACGAGAGUACCCUCUAGCUGUCUGCCUAAUCGAGGGUAUCGCUCUUAAACUUACUCUCGACUCUAAUCAGGUUGAAUGUCAGGGGAGGAUGUCAGGGCUAGCUGUGAAGGAUCUCAGUCCAUCUGCUGGUCUCUACAAAGACAAAUUCAUUGUCCUGGGAAACGAGGUCCUACAGUUCGACUUCAAAAAGUACAAGAUAGAGGAUGGUGAGUUAGCACGAGGGUACGACAGUUCACUUCUCCUCCACAUGAGUGCUAUACGUUACGUGCACACUAAGCGGUUCCUGGCUGAAACUCUCGCUUUUCUGGACCAUUUCAUCGUCCUGGACACUUCUUUACAGGUAAACAGAACAGCAGUGAUAACAGGAACAUACCAAGCAGUGGUCCCUAAGCAUGGUCACAGGAUCCUGCUAGACAUCCAGAUGAGCAGCCCGGUAGUGGUAGUACCGGUUACACCUUCCAGCGCCCACGUGCUGGUCGGGUAUCCCGGCAACAUCGCUGUCUCCAACUCAUUCAGGUUUGCAACAACAGAAGAAACACUAGCCAGUACUGUAGAAUCUGGAAGAGAAAGAAACAGUAAGCCAUGUCUUCUUGACUGCCUGGAUAUCAAGCUCAGUGACAUGGACGUGGUAUCAGGAGUGUGGGAUAGCAGUGAGAUUAAACACGUGACCUCACUACUGAACGAGAAGUGUUUGCUGACCCUGGAAGUGAGGCGGAACUUGGACAGUUCCUUCAACCACAGUUCACCUAACUUGUGUGUUCGAGGGGAACUCAGCACUACUGGUAUUAGGAUCACCGAAUCUGACCUGGCUAAAGUUAAAGGUUUUCUGAGCUACAAUCUGUCAGAAGAUAUCGGAGAGUUCGUUAUAUCACGUGAACACAUCACGGAUACAGUAAACGUACACAAAUUGGAUCUGGACGGAACAAGAUGUUGGUUAGAUGUAGACAUUGCUAUUAAAUUAGACAAUGUUAGUAUUGAGCUGCUUCACAGGAAGACCGAUCACUCACUUGCCAAGUUCGACCUGACAACAUCAGUGCUGGCAUUCCAGACAUACUCCAACAAGCACAGUGUAGUGAAGCUAACCUCCAGACUGUUAACUGUACAAGACACACGACCGGCUAGUGGCAACUCUUUUCCUCUUGUUGUUACUCACCGGGACAGCUUUCAACCAGAGUCUCUUCAAGUAGAGGUAAACAUGCGGAACACCCCAGAGAAGAAACACUGGAGUUUCGUUUUGAACAAGGUAAAAGUACACGGAGUAAUGGACUUCCUGACCCUAGUCAAGGUGUUCAUUACGAGCGAUGUUAGUUCUCCCGAGAGGCUCCUUAAGGAGCACAUAUCAGGGCUCCCCCCUGUGGCUCCUGCUCCUGUCAAGGAGGUGGAUAAGAGAGACUUUGAUAUCAACGUGUCUGUUAUCAGCACCGAGCUAGUUCUCCCGGAAUCGUGCUCCCAACCGGACAGUCAGGCUGUGGUCCUGCAGCUGACAACCGUCAUCGUCCUCCGACAACAGUUCUAUACCCGACCUAAACUUAGCGUCACUUUCGAGGAUGUUCAGAUGUUCUCCUGCACCUGCGGAAGUCCUGACACAGCCCUGUCUAUAGUAGAUGUGGGGGCCAUGUCUGUGGAGCUGAGACACGAUCUGGGCAGCAGCAGGAGUCUGAGGAGUGGGGCCCUGCUGGAGUCUACACAGCCCCUCCUCACUACCCCUCCUCAGUCGUCAGCGCUGGAGCUUCAGUUAGAGGAUCUGAACACGAAACUAAGUUACCAGGACGCUCUGCUCUUCUACAACAUUGUGGAGUCUGUUAAGAGACAACUACACACUGCUGUGGUUAUUGCCACUGAUCUGGAUACCCCGCUCACCGAUGUACCAUCAGACCAUAUGGUUACGAUUGAUGAGGUUGCCAUAGAAACAAGUGAAGAGUCUUCAGAUACCCCCGACAACAAGGUUAACCUUGUAGGAGUUGAAGUGAAGUGUAACUCAGUGUCUCUGUGUGUGAUAGACGACUACGGUGACAGAGACAUCCCUCUCCUCAGAGUACUGCUAGCAGGACUACAUAUGUGGUACGAUAUGAAGGACGUCUCCUCUCUCUCCAAUACGCUUGGUGUCGACUACUACAACUCGUACGUUUCCGGGUGGGAGCCGCUAGUUGAACCCUGGAAAGUGGACUUACAUUACGUCUCCACUCCUCAAUACUCAACUAUUAAAAUGGACGCCGCGUCUGCCCUGAACCUGAACCUAACACACUCGUUCUACAAGCUAGCUCUAACCACAGUGGAGAGACUGAAACCUGUGCUGACCCGACAAGUCAGUGUGGACCGUAAAGUGGUCCGCAAACCUUUCAUACCCUUCCUGAUCAGAAACCAGACUGGGCACGAGUUACGGUUUGCACGAGAGACGAGAACACAUCCACUGAACGACCCCAACCCCUUCUCCUCUGUUCGUCCCCGAUGUGUGUUGUCGGAGUGGGUGUCUGUGAGGCACGGAGACGAGGCCAUGUUCGCAUUCCAGGAGGGUGGCAGAAGGUUACAGCGACACAAGGUCUCUAACGCUCUCCAGAGCCGAUCGCUGAGAGUUUCUGUGGGGAACUGGGAGGAGAUGACCAACAUUUCAGUAGACAAAGUUGGUCGCUUCUUCAGAGACCCCCGGUUUACAGGCGCCAGGUACGGUGGGGACCAGAUCAACUCUAUCAGGAUUGUAUACGAUCUCAUCCUAGAGGAGGGUGCUAGGAAGUGUAUCACGGUUCACUCGGGACUCUCACUGAAGAACAGGACAGAUCUUCCUGUGGAGGUGUUGUUAGAGAACCCCACCUCUGCUUCCACUCCCUCUCAGCUCCUCCCUCUUCUCUCUGCGGGGGACGAGUGUCAUAUUCCUGUUGACAAGGUCGACUGGAUGAUCAGGAUUCGUCCCCAUGCUAUGGGGUACAUGUACUCGAGAAGUUUGAAAUGGAGAACCUCCCUUACAAUGAACGACCUUUACGAGUGUUCAUUCGCCAACAUAUCAGGUGACAAGCUGUACAUAGUAGCAGUGAUAGAGCGAGGCAACUACCCGAAGGGGGACUACCUUCCAGGUCAUGUGAUCUCUCUUGAAACCCCGGUCCGGCUCUGUAACAGUCUCCCUGUCGAGCUCACUUACAAGCUACUCGCUGGAGACACUGAGAAACGAGGUGGUGUGAUCCAGCACUCCAAAUCCCUCUCAUUCUACGACAUAAACCCCUCUACAGACAUCUUCUGCGCAUUCCAACUAGACGGUUUCCCCCAGUUCUACAAGCUCCAGUUCCCUUAUCUCGGCACUUCAACUUCCCGUAAAACCUUCAUGACAAGCGAUGAGAAGGAUAGGAAGUUGCCCAUACACGUGAGAUGUGAGAUAGUCAGCAAGUUCUGCUGGAAGAUUGUGCUGUAUGUGAAGUUUGUGGUGGUCAACCUUACUGUCUACCCUCUCGUAUUCUCUCAACAGAACUCAGGAGAGGGUGCAGCAUGUCAGUAUGAAGCUCACGAGGCUGCGAGAAGUCUUCAUCCCCUUAUGUUUGAUUACAGCAAUGAGACACAGCCUCAAAGCUUGAGCAUACGCAUUGGCAAGCAGUAUCGCAAGGUAAGACCUCACUGGAGUGCUGGUAUCGACCUUGCUAAGCCUCUGGGGCUGGUCUCUCUCAAGUGUGCCCAGGGGCAAAUGCGGCCUGACAAAGUGUACGACCUAAGUUACGAGUGUUCAGUGGGAGCGGGUCUGUUCUCUAACACCACAACAGUGAGGAUAGUGUCUAGAUACCAUCUAGAGAACCACUCUUCACAACGGCUCCUUUACGCUCAGUGGUACCAAGUCAACAACCACACUCUCAUGGCUGAAUCCUCAGACUGGACUCCAGACAAAGAGCCGGUCACUAAGGCUGCUCCAAACUCUAUCAUGCCCUUCUCCUGGCCUCGUAACGAUCUAGAUCAGCUACUAUCAAUAUGUAUUCCUGACGUGGUAGACUGUGAGUGGUCGGGUGGAUUCUGUAUAAACAACCCACAAAGCAGUGUUGUAUCUAUGAGAGGGACCGGAGGAAGGAAGAUAUUCCUCCAGUGCACUGUGGUGUUGCAGCGGAGCUCUUAUCAUGUCGUAUUCUCCGACUUCAAUGAUCUCCCUACCCCUUACCGAAUAGAAAACCACAGUCUGGUAAGCGUGGAGUACAGACAAUCAGAGAGUCGGUCAGACAUGUCCACAUUACAACCUGGUAGCUGGUGCCCUUAUCACUGGGAUGAGCCCGUCUUGAAACCCCACGAACUAGAUCUAAAAGUGACGGGAGGUGAGCCUAUGAAGGUGAUGAUAACACCCACCCCUUACACCCACCUCUCUGCACUAGUCUACGAGAACGCAGUUUACCUGACCCUCUCCGACACCUGGAAGGGAGGUGCCCCAGCUAUGAGGGACAUCCCCCUCAACCAGCUCUCCAGUUCCGGAUUUAGAGCUAUCAGGGUGGACGAGAAACUAGCCAGCUCGAGCAGCAGACUCGUGCUGGACGUUCCACAGGGGGUUCAGGUGCUUGUUAAGCAGUACAACCCGCACUCACUUAGUCAGCUGUGGCAGGUUAAGGAGUCAGGUCAGCUCAUGCACUUCAAGACCAAGUUAUUCCUGGACAUACCAGGCAGAGCUCCCAACCCUGGCACAUACGCCAGCCUGAUCGUGAAGCCUCCUGACGAGAACAGGCACCAAACACAGUGCUGGAGGUUCCGGGAUAACGGCUAUCUAACCUGCAAGCUGCCAGGGCUAGCUGUUUCACCUCGCAACGGUCUACUACAUGACGGAUCUGAUGCUGUACUAGACAUGGUCAGCAAGAACCCUCCUCACAUCUACUUCCACAAGCGCCGACCAGGUUGUGGAGCCGUGCUGAUGACCACCUCUCUAGACGGUCCCACAGUGGUUAUCAAGCUACUGGACGCUGUGGCAGGAGAACAAACUGUCUACACGGACUCCACCUCUAAAAAGGAGGAUGUUACCAAACCCUUCCAGCUGCAGGUAAAGUUACUGGGAGGUGUAGGCCUCUCUAUUAUCAACCACCUCCCUGAGGAGAUAUUGUAUCUCAGCAUGACUGGGCUCUCUUUAGACGCCGAGCUGGCGGGUAACAAGACUACUGUUGUUUUUGAUCUGCUAGGAUUCCAGGCUGAUAAUCAGUGUAGGGAGGCACUGGUUCCUGUUGUUAUCUACCCGGUAAUGAGGGAUGGAGAACAUACAGUACACUUCAGGAUGAUCAGGGAGGUUAGGAGCGAUGGCAGGUUAGUCGUGUACCCUGAGGUCCAGGCUCUGUUCGCAAACUUCAGCUCCCAGCUCGACGAGGUCUUACUUCUGAAACUCAUACAGUUUUUUGAGAUGGCUGGGGAUGUAAAUAAAGACGACCCAAAGUACGAUCCAGAAGCGGAGUACAAGUUGAGUACGAGGAAGUUGGAGUACAAUCCCGUGUUAGUUGAGAGUAUGUUAAUUCACCAGACCCAGGUUAAUGUCAGUCUGAUCGUGGCUCCAGUUCUAGAGGACGACCUCAAGGACAUCCACACAAGAUUAGGAAUGAGAUCUUAUCUGAACUUCUCCGACGUUACUUUUAAGCUGAACAAGUACCAUACCAGUAAUGUGAUAGCAGCUACUAGUACUAUAAGGGACAACAUCAUACGACACUACAGGGACUGCGCAGUUGGACAUAAACUCAAAAUAGUCCUCAACUCAGAAAUGACAGGUAACAUGGGAGGGCUGUUUAACGAUCUACUGAGUGGACUCUCAGUGGGGCUGGAUGGUGACGUGUCAGGAAUGGUAAAGAGUGUUGCUCACGGCAUGUCAGAUACCGCCAGUAAACUCAGUUCAACUGCUAGUACUGUGUUAACGUAUGUUAGUGGAGAUGAUGCUUUCAGAGCCGACAGAGACAGACUUAGAGCUUCCAGAUACCAGAGUUCAAGUGCAAGUCUGAGAGCAGGAUGGCAGGGGUUAAGAAGUGGACUUAUCGGAGGGCUUACCAGCAUUCCCAGUUCUAUAGUGAGAGGGAUUAACCAAGACGGAGUGACGGGGGCAGUGACCGGACUAGCUAAAGGUCUCAUUGGAACUGUUGCUAAACCAGCUGCUGGUUUACUCGACUUUGCCUCAGGGACUACACUGGCCAUUACGCAGAGCACUCGAUCUAGUCACAGUAUCGGAGAGAUAAAAAGAAUACGGCUGCCUCGAUGUUGCAGUGGAGAGAUCCUGGCAAUCUUCUCCACAGACACUGCACAAGGCAUGGCUACUCUGUGGAAACUCAACCGCAAGUCACGUGAGGAACAGUUCAUUUCCUGGUGUGUGGUGAACACCCGCCUCAAGAUCCUGGUGUCCAGUGAGCGGGUCAGACUUAUCGAGAGAGAAUCUGGUAACAAGGUUGUAAAGGAGAUCAUGUUAGACUCGAUAGGACAGUGUGUGUAUGCUCCCCGGAAUAACGGUGGAACUACAGAACAUAACCUAGCUAUACAGAUCUACGAUACUCUGCCUCCACCAGGUGUUUUUAACAUGGCUCCUGACUCGUGUCCCAAACUCAACUGUAACUCUCAGAAAACUAGCCUCAAGAUCAGUCAGGACAUUCAGUAUGCUAUUGAUCUGAAGAGAGAGGCUGCUUUUUUAGUUAGCGGUGGCAAAACUUUCAGUAAUAGUGGAAGGGACACAAGAUAGCACAGUUUUGUAGUCGUUUAAUUGAUAAAUUAAAUGGUUAAAAUUCUAUGGUUUAACUUUAUUAGUUUGUUACAUGCAAUCUUAAAAACAUGUUCUUGUAAUUAAUUGGUAUUGCCAGCGCAAUACACGGUUAUGUCAAUUUUCUUCUAAAGAAUUAAAAGUUGUGAAAUCCAUUAGAACAGUAUAAAUUAAAUUUAGAAGAUCUAUCUGCUUUCUGGUUUGCUUACAGAAGGGUAAAUUAUUUGCCGACUAUGCUGUAAAUAAGUUAAAUCAAGUAACUGUCUAACAUUGCAUGCGCUAAGACCAGCAUUUUGUAUAAAAUUUUGAUUAAAUCUAUAAUAAGUUGAAUUUUGACAAUAUUGAUAUGAUACUGAGUGAAAACUGUUAUUAGUGAAAACAACACCUCACCCCGUGAUACCGAUUUGCUUUGACAUUGUCUGGAGUCUUAUAUAGUAACCGAUCCUGUGGUGGCAUCUGAUAUGGGCUACAUCAGACUUGGUUCUUCAUCAUGUCGGUGAAUUCCUAAUUUCUAUAAUAGAUUGUGAUUUAUUAUAUUAGAGCUUUUCAGCUAGAAUUGAAACAAUUUCUUCGUAUUAUAGGGCUAGGGCUGUGGACUAGCUACACCUGGUUAAAAAGUUUCCAUCCCAUUACAUAAUUGAUAAUACUCAAUAAAUGUAACAGAUUUGUAGUUUUGUAAUUAAUUGGUAAUCGUGUUGUUAUUGAUCUAAAAAUCGGUUCAAUUUUCCCCUCAUUCUGGAAAUGUAUUAAUUGAGUCUGUCUAAUUAUUUAUUUGAUACCGAUAAGAUUUCUAUAGUCUAUUAUAUUCGUAAGUUGUAAAACUAAACAAAUUUUUUCCAAAAGAACCAAAUUAAAAUAGAAGUUUUACAAUACUACGAUAGAGCUGUAACUGUAGUUUAAAUUAGAUCACGGUCUAUUAUUGUAAAGAACGGUUUUUAUGUUGUUUUCUACAGAUAGAUAAUAAAUAUGAGUUGUUACCGUUUAUUUAUAUCUUUAUGGAGUGUCAAUAAACCUUUUUUGGACACAAAUAUAAAGUAA